GUGGUCUCUGGUUAGGGUGAACAGGGGUCUGCAGACGCCCACUGGUGAAACCCACCCCUCCAAGAGGAGUGGGGCUGUCUCUGGCCCCGCCCACUCCGAGUCGGAACUACAGUGGGUCCGGGAGGGGGCGUCGAGCCCCGUGCGCGGUAUCCCUCCGCCCCCUUCCCGACACCCUCCAGGCGAGCUGGCUUGCCGCAGUCUGCGCAGCCCCUGCCCGUUUGCUGCAGAGGCGUGGGGACAGGACACAUCUCUGCCAUUCCACUCGCGCGCAAAGCGGUGAAAGCCCAUUGAGAGCAUCUGCGGAGGACAGAGAACAGCCAGAAGCAGGAGAGGGACGCGGGGAAGCCCGGGGACCUGGGCCGUGCGCCUGGCCAGGCAAGUGGGGGUGUGUCGGGGCUCCUGGCAGUCGCGCACUUGCAAACCACUGCCUGGCCCUGACAGUCCUGUGGAGGCAAAGGGGUCACAGCCGCUCCCUGAAGUGUGCUCAGUGCCUGGAGACCCCAGGCGGUGGGGAGGAGAAAGCAGAAACUCAGGGCGGGCUGAAGGAGGAGGGGGGCGGCUGAAGAGGCAAAGUGUGAGGGUUUGGAGGGUGGCAGAACCAACAGCUUGACAACCUUCAUCCAGGUGUCAGUCUGGGACCCACACAGGUUUUGAGGUAGGCGGCCACAAGAGAAAUGGCGGUGGGGGGUUUGUGGGGGAGGGGGACAGCGAACCUGGAAUCCAGGGAUGUGGGUGCAGGUUCAGGGGGCCAACUCGGCUGGUGCGUGGGGAGUCACCUCAGGUACUAGGUUUCUGACCUGGUUCCUGAGAGGAGCCCCAGUACCCUGCAUCCUGGGUGCUGUCACUCCCCACAGGCUUUUGAUUGACAGAAAGUGACCUGUCUGCGCGGUAGGUCUGGCAUAUUCUGACAGGCCACAGUGAGCAUCUAUAGACCAGAGGCUUGAGAAAAGAAGAACAGAAAAACAGCGCGGAUUUCUGGAGCCCUGCUUUGAGGCUGGUCAGUUCUCCAAGCAAGGAAAGAAGGUUUCAAGGCGACUGUCUCAGAUCUCUGGAGAUUGCCCUGCUUUGAGGCUGGUCAGUUCUCCAAGCAAGGAAAGAAGGUUUCAAGGCGACUGACUGUCUCAGAUCUCUGGAGAUUGCCCUGCUUUAAGGCUGGUUAGUAGUUCUACAAUCAAGAAAAGAAGGCUUCCAGGCGACUGCCUCAGAUCUUGGAGCCCUGCUUUAAGGCUGGUUAGUAGUUCUGCAAGCAAGGACAGAAGGUUUCAAGGCGACUGACUGUCUCAGAUCUCUGGAGAUUGCCCUGCUUUAAGACUGGUUAGUAGUUCUACAAUCAAGAAAAGAAGGCUUCCAGGCGACUGCCUCAGAUCUUGGAGGACUCCCUGCAGUCAGUCAGCUGUUGGUCUUAACACCACUUGAACACAGAAAAGAGGGGAGAGCUGCACCACAUCCGUGAAGAUCACCCACCGUGACUGCUUGGUGGUGCUGAGGUUGCCGCUGACCAGUGCAUUCAACAGAUCUGCACACACCUGGGACCUGUCCAUCAUCCUCCAGCUUGAUUUCAGCUCUUCUGCACUGUAUCUGUGUUAUUGACUGAGACUGCUUGGGUAGGAGUCUCAUUGGUACUGGAUUGGUUGGUCACUUACCCCUUGUUCCUCACUAUAUCUCUUGAGUAAUCAAAAGAUCAGAGUGGGAAGAUACAAUACUUCGACAGAUCUGCUGUUGCUACUGAGGCUUUGGUAGGCAUUCUUAAUUGAGCCUUCUAACUUGUACCAUGACUGGGGCAGAAGUUGAGACUGGUUCUCAGGCCAAGCCUGAUAAGAAGCCUCAGGAAGAGGUUGUAGGUGGGGCUGAGCGAGAAAGUGAUGUCCCUCUUGUUGUCAGACCCAAAGUCAGGCCUCAGGCUCCAGCAAAAAGUGGUGCUAGGCCCAAAAGUGAAAGUAAAUCUUCCUCUCGGGCAAGGCCUAAAAGUGAGGCUCAGAGAAUGACUGGAGCAAGGCCGAGAUCUCAGGCCCAAGUAAUGUCUGGUGCCAGGCCUAAAACUGAUGCCAGGGGUGGUGCUCGCUCUAAGACUGAGGGCAAGCCAAUCCCAGGAGCAAGGCCUAAGGAUGAUGCCCAGGCUUGGGCCCAGAGUGAGUUUGGAGCUGAGGCAAUGCCACGUGCUGAGAGAGCACCCUUACCUAAUUCUGUUACAUGGCCACUGGUCAGUGCUGAGUCUACAACUGUUACUAAAUCUAAGAGUCUGUCUAUGAAUAGACAACUGGCCAAUAUGGGUAGUGAAACCUUUCCUGGCAGCCAGGGUCAGACUGGAAUCGAGCCCUGGUUUGGACCAAGAGAAGGGGCUACUAUGGGUCCUUGGUGCUAUCCCAGGCCCAGAGCCAGAGAAGAGACCUCUAAUGAGUCCGGGUUUUGGUCAGCAGAUGAAACCUCUACCAUGCCUUCUUUCUGGACUGGAGAGGAGACUAAUAUCAGAUCAUGGCCCAGGGAGGAGGUGAACACUAGGUCCAGGCACAGGGCUAAACAUCAGGCUAAUUCCAGGUCCAAGCCCAGAUCCAAACGAGAUCCCUAUAUUGAUUCUUUGUCUGGGUCUGAGGAUGAGGCUGAUAACCCAUUCUGCAUUUGGCCUGGAGAAAAUACUAAUGACAUGUUUAGGCCCAGAGGCAGGGAUGAGGCAAAUGCCAGACCCAAGAUCAGGACAAAGAGAGAGGACUAUUUUGAAGAUGAAGAUGAGUUCUAUAAAGAGUCCUGGCUUUUGCCUGGGGAAGAGGCUAAUAGAUUUAGGCGCCGAGACAAGGAAGAGCCUAAUAAGACCUUGAAAAACAGGAACCAAACAGAGGUUAAAAAUGAGGAAAGCGUCAAACAAGAGUCCAGGUCGGAGGAGGAAGUCAUUAUUGGGUCCUGGUUCUGGGCAGAACAGGAAACUAGUUUAGAGGCUGGAGCUUCAGCAAUCUGUGAAUCUGAAUCAGGGGCUGAAGAGGGAGCCAUUGGUGGAUCUCUGUUCUGGACUGAAGAGAAGCCUAGUUUGGGGGCUGUGGCCAGAGAUGAGGUCAGGCCUGAGUCUGAAGAAGAGGCCAUAUUUGGGUCCUGGUUUUGGGAUAGGGAUGAGGCCUGCUUUGACCCAAAUCCCACUCCUGUGUACACAGCUAAGAGCAGGUACAGAGAUCCAGAAGAGGAUCUUAAUUUGGCAUCCAGGCCCAAAAGCUGGGACGAGGUUACCAUUGAAUUCAAACCUCCUUGCCAUGGUCUUGGCUUCCCUUCCCCAAGACCCUUUAUAAUUCCUGAAGGGGCUUCUGGAAAUACUGAGGAAAAAGCCAAGAAUGCAGAGCUUGGUGCAGAGGGGGAAGAGCAGGAAUCUGUGGUUCAGCGUGAUCUCCCUGAACCUGAGUUCCCAUUUCAGUAUGAUCCCUCUUACCGCUCAGUCCGGGAAAUUCGGGAGCAUCUUAAGGCCAGGGAAAGUGCACAGCCUGAGAAUUGGUCUUGCAACUGCAUCCAGUGUGAGCUUAGAAUUGGUUCUGCAGAGUUUGAGGAACUCCUUUUACUGAUGGACAGAAUUCGUGAUCCAUUUAUCCAUGAGAUAUCUAAGAUUGCAAUGGGCAUGAGAACUGCUUCUCAGUUUACCCGAGAUUUCAUUCGAGAUUCGGGUGUUGUCUCACUUAUUGAAGCCUUGAUGAAUUAUCCUUCCUCCCGAGUGAGGACUAAUUUUUUGGAAAACAUGAUUCACAUGGCUCCACCUUAUCCAAAUCUAAACAUGAUUGAGACAUUUAUUUGUCAGGUGUGUGAGGAAACACUUUCACAUAGCGUGAAUUCCCCUGAGCAGCUAACUGGAAUGAGGAUGCUUAGACAUCUCACUAUAACUACUGACUAUCACACACUCAUUGCCAAUUACAUAUCCGGCUUUCUCGCCUUACUAACCACAGGCGAUGCAAGAACCAAGUUUCAUGUUCUGAAAAUGCUGUUGAACUUGUCUGAAAAUCCUAUGGUGGCAAAGAAACUAUUCAGUGCCAAAGCUCUGUCAAUAUUUGUGGGUCUCUUUAACAUAGAGGAGACAAAUGAUAACAUUCAGAUUGUUAUUAAAAUGUUUCAGAAUAUCAGUAAUAUUGUAAAAAGUGGAGCGAUGUCUUUAAUGGAUGAUGAUUUCAGCCUUGAGCCACUUGUUUCCGCAUUCCAUGAAUUUGAAGAGCUAGCUAAACAGCUGCAGAUCCAAAUAGACAAUCAAAAUGAUCCCGAAGAGGGACAGUAAAGUUAGUGUGAUUUAACCACCUGCCACUCAUCAGCCUUAUGUUCCCAAAGAGCCCCAAAUAGUGCUUUGGUGUUCACAGUCUGUUUCUGUGUUGUAACUUAUAUUUUUAAUGCUAAUGUUAACUUGUCAAACUCUUGUUGUGAGCUGGAUCAUUUGUGGAUGCCAAAAAUGAAUAUCAGAACUGAAAACACAUUUGUUGAUAAUUGUCUUACCGUACAGAUUGUGAUAUUUUUUAGUGUUGAGCUCCCAGUGAACCAAGUCAUACAAGUAAGCUAUCCUGCUAUUUGUCGUUUAAACAUGUGGUUCUCUGCUUGACUCGGUGUUUUCAAUAAAGUUCGAUGUUAAAAUUGG
This is a messenger RNA of Arvicanthis niloticus (Nile rat), 4588 nucleotides long. NCBI's taxonomy places the organism in Eukaryota, Metazoa, Chordata, Mammalia, Rodentia, Muridae. The record is from RefSeq and is a predicted model, not a curated record.